UCCCCGCGAUGCUGGCCAUUUUAACGGCAAUGGCGUCCGCCAGAGGCACAAAAUUCCUCGUCAUGUCUCCUGCAUUCCUAGCGCCGUCAUCGCAUGCAGUUUAUGUGUAUUUUUAUGAUUUUUCACGACCGUCAUGAUCCCCGAGCUGUCUCAUCUGAAGGCCGUCAACUCAAGCAAGCCUCAGCUGUCUCAUCAAGAGUCCAAGCUGUCUGUUGCCGCCUCUGACGAUUACUUUUCUGUUUCCUCCGGCCAAUCCUCGACCAAAAGCUCCAAUAGCAAAGUGACCGUUAUCCAUUAUGCAACCCCGCAGUCGCAUCUGCCUUCACAUUCCUCGUCAGCACAGCAUUCUCAGGCAGAUUUAACUCAAUCAAAAUCUGCCGAAAAGAUGAAAGAUCACUCUGCAGCUGCGGCUGCACCAUCUCCCGCACAGUCCACCCGGCCAACCAGCCGUCCUGUAACUUCGAAUACUGUUCGUUUUGGCGAGACCCGCGUCAACGAAAUAAGCCCCCGUCGCCAACAAAUCCAAGACCCCCGGCAACACAUCAGUGGAACAACCCCUGGUGUCGAUGAUACCCCAUAUCUUAGAUUUGCUAUAGACCAAUUGACUCGCGAUGAAGAAGUCAAGGGUGUAGCAAGACAAGCAUCUGUCACAAGCACCGAGUACCCAGUUGAGCGUGUGAUUGGAGACGAGAAUCUAGGAUACUAUCACCGCACAGGCCCAACUACAGUCGAGAUCCGCAAAACAACAAGCCGCCAAAGUGAGACACUUAAAAAACAGCAGCAAUCGAAAGCUGUAUUUGUGGCAGUCGACCCUGAAACCAAUGAUAUUUUAAAUCCACCGCUAGACUUUGUGCCUCUAGUCAUCAGAACAUGGGCUCUUGCCAUCUUCAUUUUUCUGGUUUUGUGGCUGAUUGCGGGUUUGAUUUUCUGUAACAUUUGGUCACAACGGCAUGACGGCAUCUGGAAUUGGGAAGGAGUAGGUGGUUCGCGUUAUUUUGUGGUCCAAUAUCUCCCCCAGCUGCUAGCUGGUCUUAUCGUGCUCUGGAAUUUGGUAAUUCAAGCCGCCAUAUACCGAAUUAUGCCAUUUUCCAUUAUGGCGUCAGAACGACAAAAGACGGGGGCGUUACAGAAUCUGUCGAUCCUGUCGCAGAAUCACCUCGUCCCCGACUUUACUUAUUUCCGAUAUGGCGAGCCCCUGGUCGCUGUAGGAUUGCUGACAAUCUGGUUGUCGAAUUUCUUCUGCAUGCCGCUCAUCAGCUGCCUAUUCCAAGCCAAGUACUACGUUGACGAUGGCCAAGGCGUCUGGCGAUGGACAACAACACAGUCGGUCGGUUGGGUUCUGGUCGCUGUAUAUGGUUUGUUGGUAUUGGGUCUUGUCUUGGUCAUGUCACGAUUCGUUAGAAGCUGGACCGGCCUUCUUUGGGAUCCAGUCAGCCUGGCAGAUCUCAUUCCGUCAAUCCAGCGAUCCAACAUCUUACGAGAUUUCGAAGGCUCCGAGACUGCGCCAUCGGUACGGGACAUGCUCACUCCGCGAGUAUUACGCCUCGGCUACUGGCGUCUCAUGGACAAGGAGAACGUUUUCUACGGCAUCGGCGAAGAGUACGCUGCUGGGGAAAGGCCAGCACCUGUAUCACCUAAAAGAGGUGAGAAGCGGGCAAUUGAUACAUACACAGUCUUGGAAGAUCUCGAACAACAAAGCAUACUGCGGAACGAGUCAUUCGAGCGAACUCUCCAUUCGCCAUUUGCUCGCUUCCGUUGGACUGUCUGGUUUCUGCGAGACAUUUCCAUCCUUAUCUGGAUCGCCAUUGUCUUUGCCCUGUUUAUCGCUUUCGUCGUUGUGAGCUUCGUCAAGGAAGCUAUUCCCCGUGGAUUUCUGCCUUUAGUUCCAACCCUGGCAUCAGUAAAUGGAUUUUCCGCAUCCAACUUCUUGUUCAGUUUUAUUCCCGGUCUCAUUGGAAAUAUCCUCUUUCUUGCUUGGCAACCAAUCGACGUGUACAUGCGAGCUCUGCAGCCUUUUGCCUCUUUGUCAACGCCCGAAGGUGCCUGGGCCGAAAGGAGUCUUCUUCUAGCGUACCCUGCUUGCCUCCCCUUCCAAGUGACUUUCCUAGCUUUGGUGUCCAAACACUACAAAGUAGCCUUUAUCUCUCUGAUAAGUCUACUCUCUCUCGCCCUCCCAAUCCUUGGCGGCGGCGUCUUCAUUGCGCUAUGGUAUCCUUCCCAAAACCAGGUCCGCAUCGCCUCCGAUCUCCCAGCAUUCUAUACACUAGUGGCUUUCUGCGCUCUCUAUGCGCUGUCAUACCUCGCCAUCUGGCCCCGUCGUCAUCGUUACCUACCACACAAUAUCAACACGUUGGCAGAUCUGAUUAGCUUCUUCCACCAAAGCCCACUUCUAUCAGACCCUGUACUACGCGAACCCCGGACAAAGGCGGAUCUUGUUACGCGACUAGUUGUCACUCCACCAAAAGAGCGCGCCACACCGCAUUACGGCUUUGGUGUUUACCGGGGACUUGACCAAAAGGAUCACCUAGGCAUUGAUCGUAUGACUAGGCCUGGCAGGGCAGACAUGCUCAUCGCGACUGGGGGUCUGAAAGGCUGACCAUGAAGCGAUAUUCUCGACCUUUACGAAGACCAGGUCAAGUGUAUUCUAUGAAAAUUGCAUUUAAUGAGCGGGUUGAUUUUGGCAUUUUGGAGUUGAGAGCAGCAAUAUAGAGAGGGUUUUCAUUUUGGUUUUAUGUCUCUUUUAUGAUUUUAUGGGACUCAUGAGAAUAUGAGCUUAGUGAUGAUUUGUCUAUAGUUUACCUUCCAAGGGGGCUAGUUCGACGAAAGACUUAAUGAAAAUAAUUCCUGCAUAUACUGAAGCAU
Molecule: messenger RNA, 2862 nt
Organism: Talaromyces proteolyticus
Lineage: Eukaryota; Fungi; Ascomycota; Eurotiomycetes; Eurotiales; Trichocomaceae
Exons: 2
Coding region: 134-2596 (820 amino acids)
Source: RefSeq, a predicted model, not a curated record